AUGAAGUUCAACUCCGUUGCGCUGACCCUGGCUUCGGCGGGUUCCCUGGUGGCCGCUCACGGCCACGGCCACGCCCACUUCCACAAGCGUGCUGUCGAGACUGAGGUUGAGACUGCCGUCGUCGCUGGACCUACCGCUUACGAAUUCGUCGUCAUGGAUGCCGAUAACUCUGGCAAAGUCGAGGAGAUCACCCUUGAGGAGGCUUGCGCAGGUCUCGCAGACCACGAGCUGGAAUGGCUUGGAACUGCCGUUGCGGCGGCCUGCUCCACCAGCACCCCCGUCAGCACCUCUACUCCCACUCCCACUUCGACCUCAACUCUGGCUCCCACCUCGACCUACACUCCCGAGGUGCUUGUUCAGACCUCCGCGGUCAUCUCCAGCUCAUCUUCGAGCUCCAGCACCAGCACUAGCACCAGCAGCACCGUGACCCCCAGCUCUACCAGCUCUGUUGUUGCUUCCAGCACCUCCUCCGCCGCCGUCUCCACUGCCACUGGACUCACUGCCGAGUUCCCUGAUGGAGAGAUUAGCUGUUCCGAGUUCCCCUCCGCCUACGGUGCCGUCGCUCUUGACUACCUGGGCUUCGGCGGUUGGUCUGGUAUCCAGUACGUCAGCCUUGUUGAUGAGAUUAUCAGCGACAUCGUCACUGCUAUUAGCGGCGAGAGCUGUACCGACGGAGGCAUGUGCUCGUACGCCUGCCCUGCCGGUUACCAGAAGAACCAGUGGCCCUCGACCCAGGGCUCCACUGGUCAGUCCAUUGGUGGCCUUAAGUGUGAGGGUGGCAAGUUGUACCUCACCAACACUGAGCUUGGAAACACCCUUUGCAUCCAGGGUACUGGUAAUGUUCAGGUUCGCAACGAGUUGGGUGAGGAUGUUGCUAUUUGCCGUACCGAUUACCCCGGUACCGAGUCUGAGACCAUUCCUCUGGCUGCCAGCUCUGGCACUACCCAGGAUCUGACCUGCCCCAACAGCGAAACCUACUUCCAGUGGGAGGGCAAGUCUACCUCCGCUCAGUACUACGUGAACAACAAGGGUGUUUCCACCUCGGACGGUUGCCAGUGGGGCUCCAGCUCCGAGACCAUGGGCAACUGGGCUCCCAUGAACUUCGGUGUUGGCUACACUGAUGGCACUACCUACCUGUCCAUGUUCAAGAACGAGCCCACUACCGAUGCUGACCUUGACUUCAAGGUCAAGAUUGUUGGUGAUGACCUGAGCGAUGAGUGCCGCUACGACGGUGCUGGAAACUUUUACAACAGCGAUGGCUUGAUCGACAGCUCCACCAACGGUUGCACUGUUGGCUUCUCCACUGGCAGUGCCUACUACGUUCUGUACGAGUAA
This is a messenger RNA of Penicillium verhagenii, 1335 nucleotides long. RefSeq names its product SUN family protein UTH1 (gene sun1). The transcript is spliced from 2 exons. Gene Ontology annotation, biological process: fungal-type cell wall organization. NCBI's taxonomy places the organism in Eukaryota, Fungi, Ascomycota, Eurotiomycetes, Eurotiales, Aspergillaceae. Bases 1 to 1335 code for a protein of 444 amino acids. The record is from RefSeq and is a predicted model, not a curated record. Gene Ontology annotation, cellular component: cell surface; fungal-type cell wall.